This is a messenger RNA of Lacerta agilis (Sand lizard), 1913 nucleotides long. RefSeq names its product potassium voltage-gated channel subfamily D member 1 (gene KCND1). Gene Ontology annotation, cellular component: membrane; voltage-gated potassium channel complex. NCBI's taxonomy places the organism in Eukaryota, Metazoa, Chordata, Lepidosauria, Squamata, Lacertidae. Gene Ontology annotation, biological process: potassium ion transmembrane transport; protein homooligomerization. The record is from RefSeq and is a predicted model, not a curated record. Gene Ontology annotation, molecular function: A-type (transient outward) potassium channel activity; protein binding.
UACUAACUGUGCGCAACAUGGCUGCAGGAGUGGCAACAUGGCUGCCCUUUGCCCGGGCAGCAGCUGUGGGCUGGCUCCCACUGGCCAAGAAGCCCAUGCCCAAGCCUCCUGCUGACAAGAAACGCCGCAGCGAUGAGAUCUUGGUAGUCAACGUCAGUGGGAAACGCUUCCAGACUUGGAAGAACACCUUGGACCGUUAUCCGGAUACCCUGUUAGGCAGCUCGGAGAAGGAAUUCUUCUUUGACGAAGACAGCAAGGAGUACUUCUUUGACCGCGACCCAGAGAUGUUCCGCCAUAUCCUCAACUUCUACCGCACUGGCAGACUCCAUUACCCCCGCCAGGAGUGCAUACAGGCCUUCGAUGAAGAGUUGUCCUUCUACGGCAUCAUCCCAGAGCUCAUUGGCGACUGCUGCCUGGAGGAGUACCGCGACCGCAAGAAGGAGAAUGCUGAGCGCCUUGCUGAGGACGAAGAAGCAGAGAUGACCAACGAUACCGGCCUGCCACCGGACAGCACCUUCCGCCAGCAGCUCUGGAGAGCGUUCGAGAACCCCCACACCAGCACCAUGGCUUUGGUCUUCUAUUAUGUGACUGGGUUCUUCAUUGCCGUGUCAGUCAUUGCCAAUGUGGUGGAGACCAUCCCAUGCCGGCCCUCUCCUGGGAGGAAGAAGGACUUGCCCUGUGGAGAUCGGUUCCCCAAGGCUUUCUUCUGCAUGGACACAGCUUGUGUCCUCAUCUUCACCUUUGAGUAUCUCAUGCGCCUCUUUGCCGCCCCAAGCCGAUUCAAGUUCAUGAAGAGUGUGAUGAGCAUCAUCGAUGUGGUUGCUAUCAUGCCCUAUUACAUUGGGCUGGUGAUGCCAGAAAACGAGAAUGUCAGCGGGGCCUUCGUGACGCUGAGGGUCUUCCGCGUCUUCCGUAUCUUCAAGUUCUCGCGCCACUCGCAAGGGCUGAGGAUCCUGGGAUACACCCUCAAGAGCUGUGCCUCGGAGCUGGGCUUCCUGCUCUUUUCACUCACCAUGGCCAUCAUAAUCUUCGCCACUGUUAUGUUCUAUGCUGAGAAGGGCACUGCGUCCACCAACUUCACCAGCAUCCCUGCUGCCUUCUGGUACACCAUCGUCACCAUGACCACACUUGGCUACGGUGAUAUGGUCCCAAGCAAUGCAGGGAAGAUCUUCGGGUCCAUCUGCUCUCUGAGUGGGGUGCUGGUCAUCGCCCUCCCUGUACCUGUUAUUGUUUCCAACUUCAGCCGCAUCUACCACCAGAACCAGCGGGCAGAUAAGCGGCGAGCUCAACAGAAGGUUCGCCGCCGGAUCCGUCUCGCCAAGAGCGGCACCACCAACGCUUUCCUUCAGUACAAGCAGAACGGGGGCCUGAGAGACCCGUGCUCAUGUCUUGGUGUGCGUAACCGAUCAGCUUUUGAAAGCAAACCAUUCAAUUUGUUGCAUUGCCGGAGAACAACUACCAGUCACGAGUUUACGGAUGAGCACUCCUACAGCGAGUUUUGCCUGACGGAAACCCUGGGCUACCGCACCAGCCGCGCACCUCCUCUCUCCCAGCAAGGAAGCAAAGGGGGCCUAAGCACCUCGUGCUGCCCCCGCCGGACCCAGCGCCGCACCCACCCGCUAACCAACUCUACCAUGUCAGUGAGCCGCACCAGCGCUCAGGAGCGCGAUACGCUAAACAGUCAGAAAAGUGCUGCCCCCCAGAGCCGCUCCAACCUGAACGCCAAGACCCACGACAACUUGAAGCUGAACUGUGACGCCACAGACUUCACGGCGGCCAUCAUCUGCAUCCCCACCCCUCCUGCCAACACGCCGGACGAGAGCCAGCCCCCCUCUCCCGGAGGGCCUGGCGGACCCCUGCGCAACUCCACCCCCUACAUACUGCACGAGACUGUCAAGAUCUCCUCCUUGUAA